Molecule: messenger RNA, 1124 nt
Organism: Punica granatum (pomegranate)
Lineage: Eukaryota; Viridiplantae; Streptophyta; Magnoliopsida; Myrtales; Lythraceae
Source: RefSeq, a predicted model, not a curated record
AAAAAAAAAAACGUAAAAAUUGAGACUUCGGUUAGGAUAACUAGCGAGGGAACGGGAGGCAGUUCGCCGUGCUUCGGUUUUUCCCGCGACCUUCACUUUCGGUUUUUUGGCGCGUUCACUUCCACGGCUGAGAAUGUUGGCGGCGGCGGCGGCCUCCGCCUCCUUAGUGCCCUGUCUCUCCACAGUCAGCCUGGCGGCGCGCCGGCCGCGGCAGAGGGUGAGGACAAAGACGAAGCCACAGAAGGCCCAGUCAGGUCGCGGGAGCUCGAGCCCAGCCGGAUUCGGUGGCGGGAGGACAGAACCGGUCUGGCGGUGCGUGGAGGGCUGCGGCGCAUGCUGUAAGCUGGACAAAGGUCCCGCCUUUGCCACCCCCGAAGAGAUCUUCGAGAACCCUCGCGAUAUUGAGCUUUACAGAAGCAUGGUAGGUCCAGAUGGGUGGUGCAUACACUUCGAGAAGAGCACGCGCAAGUGCUCGAUUUAUCCCGAACGGCCAUAUUUCUGUCGGGUUAACCCUGAGAAUUUCCAGUCGCUAUACGGAAUUGACAAGAAAAGCUUCGACAGGGAGGCCUGCGCUAGCUGCAGGGACACCAUCAAAGCAAUAUAUGGGUCCAAAUCGGAAGAGUUGGAGAAUUUCAACUGCUCCGUCAAAAGCUCCAACUUGGUUCCAAAAGUUGAGCUCGAUCACCCUACUUAGCACUCGAGGUCAUUCUCUCUGGGUUGCAAAUUCAUACUGUACAUGAUGAUAGCAUUCCAUUCGAUGAGGGCGGCGCUUGGGAGCAUACAGACAACGGUCAUAUUCCCUCAAUCACUCCACCAUGGGGUUGAGAUUGGUAGAAGUCUCGAAUACCCGAGUGGGAGGAUGCGGGAGACAAAUGGAGGGAAACACAUUGUCCACCAAGCGAAAACGGGCUUGUUUAAACUAUGGUCAUCCCAUUCGAGUACCAAUGGCUGCACUAGCUUAAGGUUGUCAGUGGUGUCGCAUCUCCGGACUCAUAAUAUAGGAAUCAUGCUAGUGUGUAAUUGUUAAUGAUACAUUUUGUUUUUCAUGUUCGCCAUCCAAAGAACUAUUCGAAGAAUUCUUGGUCGAUCAGCAAGAAGAGGAUGUUGAUGUUGAUCAUUUUGAA